Messenger RNA from Purpureocillium takamizusanense, 3685 nucleotides. It is a transcript of the gene NUT1, whose product is annotated as mediator complex subunit. Gene Ontology annotation, cellular component: mediator complex. Lineage: Eukaryota; Fungi; Ascomycota; Sordariomycetes; Hypocreales; Ophiocordycipitaceae. Gene Ontology annotation, molecular function: transcription coregulator activity. The coding region runs from base 328 to 3480 and encodes 1050 amino acids. The transcript is spliced from 6 exons. The record is from RefSeq and is a predicted model, not a curated record. Gene Ontology annotation, biological process: regulation of transcription by RNA polymerase II.
CCUUCACACCUCCUCUGCCGCUGCCAGCUGCUUGCGCCGCCAGCUGCCACCCCCCCAAAUCGUGUGCCGACACCGCGCCAGCGGCUCAAGCAAGGAGGCCUUUGUCACCUGUAGCCUGCUCCUCUCCUCAAUCUACUCCUUCCCGCUCGCACCGCUGUCGCACGCAGCCGGGUGACCGAUCUCGUUCCCCCCGAUGGCCAUUGAGCCGAGCAGCCGCGCUCUCCCUCCCUCGACGCCGUCGUCGCUGUGAACCAGCCGCCCGUCCGACUCGAUCCAUUGCGUCCCGCCAGACUGACUGCCAGCCGAACCAACAUCCAUCCGCCCGACAUGCGCCCCGCGAUGGGCGGCAACGCCGGUUCCGAGGCGCAGGGCGGCGCCCUUCGCGAGGCCGUCACCUACUGGUCAGACUUCAUCGCCCGGUGCAUCUUCAAGCGUCUCGACGUCGACAAGUUCAAGGAGUUUGUCCCGCUCAUCCACUCCAAGCACCCGCUGCCCCCCGUCAUCGUCGCCGACCUCUUCCUCAAGCCCCAGGGCUCCAACAACGUCAGCCUUGAUCCGCGCUUCCCCCCGUACAUUCAGACCCUCACCCAGCUGGGCUACGUCGACGCCCCGUCGCUACUCCUGUCGCUCCAUAAAUACUCGGCACUCCACAAGCACGUGAAGCCCUCAUCCGACGCCCAACAGUUAGGCGCGGCCGACGACGAGGCCUCUCGGAAACCACAGGAGCCGCGUCGUUGGAAGAUCUCCGCCUGGGCCGAGGAGUUCAUCUUCUACCAUGUCAUAAAGAUGAUCAUCGAUGGCACCGCCAUCCGCGAGGCCCGAGCUGCCCUGGUCAUUGUCAAGGUGCUCUGCAAGUGGAUGGACCUCUUCGCCUCCGUCUCGACCGCGCUCUCCGCCGACGUCCUCGGAGAGAUUCAAAAUCCACAGCACCGCGACGACAUGGAGUCUUCCCGCGCCGCCUUUGUCCCGCUGCUCCUGCGCAUGGUGGAGAGCACCGAGUUUCUCGACGUCAUCGGCAAGCCCCUUGCCAAAGGUGCACGCAAAGAGCUCUCACAGAGCAUGUCCGGCUUCAUCCACACCCUGCAGGCCGCCCCCGGCUUCGUCGAGAGGCUCGAAAUGUUCCGCUCCGAGACGCUCGCAAAAUUCGACCCCGCUGAUAAAAAAAAGCAGGCCGCUGCCAACGCCGCAAUGGAUGAGUUGUUGGAGAACGCCGCGGGCCUCGACGACUUUGUCGUGGCCGAUAUCCCCAUCUCCAACACGCGGGCUGGGCUAUACGUGCACUUAAACGCAUCGCUUGCUGGUCGGCCAUUGAUUGAUGACAAUGCAUUACUCUCAUACAUUCACAACAGAUAUCAGGGCGAGACCCAAUCCGGCGCCGUUGACCUCAUUCUGGCCUCGUUUGAUGUCCUUGCCAAUGCCGUCUUUCGCAAUGAGGGCCCAAGGGACGCCCACGUGCUCAAGUCGUUUCUGGUGAACAAGGUGCCCUUGCUCCUCUCGCAGCUGUUUUCGCCGCAAUUCUCCACCACAUCAUCGGAGUUCUGCAUUACAGAGGCGCUGAAUCGUGUCGAUACGAGCGUCUUUCCGACGGCGUCACUCAUGUUUGACGAGUCGCGGAGUAACAAUCCAUACACGGAAAGCGUGAGGGAAGAGUUUUGUACUGCGUGCGCACUGCACGGCCUGGUGCAGCGCGAACAUGUCGAGAGAAUACUGGGCGAGACGUCCAUGUCAUACGAGCCAUCUCUGGAGAAGCUUUCCAAGGAUAAGCUGGUCCAAGACUGUCUUUCAGACUCGGAAAAGAUUCAAAGUCUCGUCAGAGAGCUGGACAAGAUGGAUGGCAACGUCGGUGCCAUGUGCCAGGCACUCGUGGAGAUCAUUCGCCAACUCUGUAACACCAAGGAGACGGUGUUCUUGAGGGUCUUGUGCAGCGAGCUGGCGCAAAAGCCCCAGUCUCUGGAUAUCCUGCUCCUUUUCGAAAAGCUCACAUCGGUCCUCGAGCCUGUGUGCCAGCUGUUGGACACGUGGAGAUAUGACGACCCGGAAGGGGAGUACCAGCCCAUCUAUGAAGAGUUUGGUGGCAUCAUGCUCCUCGUCCUAGCCUUUGUCUAUCGAUACAGCCUGACGCCAGCGGACAUUGGCAUCACAUCUCCAGAAUCGGGCGUGGCCAAGAUUCUGACCCGAGCCCACAUCGCCCGUUCCAACGACGAGUUGGUGGGCCGCGAGGCUUCCCACAUGAAUGGCUGGAUUCACGGGCUCUUCGACACCGAGUCGGGCGGUCUCGGCGAUGAGCUGAUGUCGUCUUGCCCCCCGCAGGAGUUUUACUUGCUCGUGGCCUCGAUAUUCCAGAGCACCGUCGUCGCCUAUACCUUUGGCUACAUCAAUGACGAACAGCUCAAGUCUGGUAUCGAAUACGUGGGUGACACAUUUUUGCUGCCGUCGCUGGUGCCAGCCCUCCAGUUUCUCUCGGACUCGCUUUGGGUCGAACAAAAGGGGCAAAAGACCAUCAUCAAGAUUCUGCAUCUUAUCCUCCUUCCAAACUUGGCGUCGAGUGAAGCCGGGGCGAUGCUGUCCUCGGUCAAGUAUCUAAUUGCCAAACCACUGGAGAACUCUCUUCGGGCGUACCAGAAGCAGGACCCUAAGAACCAGGAUAUUGAUCCGCUGCUCCGGGCGCUCAAGGACAGUCUUCCGCUAUCGCGGCGAACGGGAGGCGCAGAUCACAACGAGAUGAGCUCAUGGGCGAGCAGCUCGAGCAGCGGCCUCGCGGGGGCAGUCAAGCACACAAUACAGGGGCUCGUCCAGUGGAGUCUACACCACGGCAUCAACGCGACGCCGGCGUCGUAUACUCACCGUCAGCUGAUGGCAUCAUGCAGGGUUGGGGGCACCAGGCGCAUGCUACAGGUGAUGCUAGACGAGAUCCGGCAUCAGUCCGAGGCCGGGAGCGCGAGCAUCGUCUACGACGUGGUCGGCGCCAUGAUAUGCGCGCCAGACGUGACCAACGAGCCCCCGCCGGCAGCGGGCAUUUUGGAUGUUUCGGGCAACAUGCCUCCGCCAGUGCAGCGGCCGUUGACCCUGCGGGAGGUGCUCAGGGCGGAGGCGGAGGACUGCCGAAAGCUGCAGAAGAAGGACCCCGUCUUGGCUGAGAUUGUGGCCCGUCUGCAUCGAAGGGUGGAAACACACAUGGCGCUCCCGCAGCCGCAAACACUGCUCCCGGGGCAGGACAUGCCGCUGGACCUGAACGGCGGGACCGGCGGCCUCGAGGACGCCAUGGCCGCAGCUGCCGCCGCCGCGGGCGUCCAGGGCGAUGCGAUGCCGGUGGACGGCGUCGGCUUGGACAUGGGCAUGGGCAGCGUCGGGUCGGACCUUGGCCUCGGCGGCGGGAGCGCUGGCGGCCUUGACAACACUGGCGACGCAGAACUUUUUGGGCUGGAUCACGGCAUGGGCAUGUUUGACGGCUGGGAGAGCAUGGACUUGAGCGGGAGUUGAGGGCUGAAGUGGGCGUUUAUUUGAUAGCACUUGUGAUACCAGAGUCGCGGCGGCGCUGAGUGCGCUGUGUUGGCUACUACUUUGAGGGAUUGGCAUGGCGAUUGGGCCGGUGUUUUGUUGUCGGGACAAGGCCAACAAACAAGCUGGGCCGACUUGGUUGUAGAGGGGCAUGCAUAGCAGGCGGGUGAAGUUGAGAUGAUGGAAG